This is a messenger RNA of Pipra filicauda (Wire-tailed manakin), 4214 nucleotides long. It is a transcript of the gene PDE3B, whose product is annotated as phosphodiesterase 3B. Lineage: Eukaryota; Metazoa; Chordata; Aves; Passeriformes; Pipridae. The transcript has 16 exons. The coding region runs from base 126 to 3440 and encodes 1104 amino acids. Gene Ontology annotation, biological process: signal transduction. Gene Ontology annotation, molecular function: protein kinase B binding; 3',5'-cyclic-AMP phosphodiesterase activity. Gene Ontology annotation, cellular component: membrane. The record is from RefSeq and is a predicted model, not a curated record.
GGGACGAGCGGCGGCUCAGCCCGGCGCCCUCCUCCUGAGAAGGGAUGCGGGAGGCGCGGCCGGGACACAGCUAGCGCGACCCGCGCCUCUCCCUCGACCUCCCCCCUCCCGCGUCCCCGACCACCAUGAGGGAAGAGAGAGAAACUGCCGCGGCGGCCGCCUCCUCCCACGGCCCCGGCAGAGCCCCGCAGCCCUGCCCGCAGCCGGACGGCGGCGGGGCGGCCCCCGCGGAGAGCCUGCGGAACGGAUACGUGAAGAGCUGCGCGACCCCCCUGCGCCAGGACCCCCCGAAGAGCCUCCUCUCCCUACUGCUCUUCCCUACCGCCUCCUCCUCCCGGGCUCGGCUCGCCCUGGGCGUCCUGGCCGCCGCUGUCCUCUCGCUCCUGGCCUUUCCCGGCCAGGGCAGCGUCCGGGAGCGGCAGGACGGGAGCGGCUGGCAGAGCCCGCGGCCGCUGCACGCCUUGCUGUGCCUGUCCCGCUGCCUCAGCCCCCUCUUCAGCAUCGCCUGUGCCUUCUUCUUCCUCACCUGCUACCUGGCCGGCGGCCGGCGCGGGGAGCUCGGCGGCGGCACUCCCCGCUGGUGGCUGCUGGCGCUGCCCGUGUGCUGCUACUCGGGGGACUUCGUGGCGCUGCAGUGGCUGCUGCCCGAGGAGGGGCACGAAGAGGAGCCGCAGAUGUUCCUAGGAAGGCUCCUGACAGUGCUGGGCUCGGUGACAGCGCUGACCCUGCUGCAGAGCUCUCUGAGGUUGCGCUGGAGCCUUCUCGUCUUGGUCUUCUCCAGCCUGGUGUGGCUGGUGCCGCUCGCUAGCUUCCCCUCGCUCCCCCCAGCCCUCAGACCGCUGCUGGCCGGCACGGCCGGGGUGGCAGGCUGCCUCCUGGCACUCUGUGGCGGGGAGCACGGCAUCUUCUCGGCUCACAGCCGAGGAGCGCACCACCAGCAUCAUCGCCACCCACGGCUCCCCAGCGUGGAGGAAAAAGUGCCUGUGAUCAGACCAAGGAGGAGAUCUAGCUGCGUGUCCUUAGGGGAAACUUCGGCCAGCUACUACGGCAGCUGCAAAAUGUUUAGGAGACCCUCGUUGCCUUGCAUUUCCAGAGAGCAGAUGAUACUUUGGGAUUGGGAUUUGAAGCAAUGGUACAAGCCCUAUUACCAGAAUGCUGGCAGUGGAAAUGGAGUUGAUCUUUCAGUGCUAAAUGAGGCUCGGAACAUGCUGACAGACCUCCUGGCUGAUCCAUCUCUUCCACCACAUGUGAUUUCUUCCCUUCGAAGCAUUAAUAGUCUGAUUGGUGCUUUCUCAGGCACAUGCAGGCCAAAGGCUAGUCCAUUCACACCAUUUCCUGGUUUCUUCCCCUGUCCUGAAAUAGAGGAUCCUGCUGAAAAAGAUCGAAAGCUGCUCAAGGGAUUAAAUAGCAGGAGUAGCCUGCCAACCCCACAGCUGAGACGAACUUCAGGAGUUUCUGGUGUGUCACCUAUAGAAUCAGCAUCUUCGAGAUGGGAACGAAGUAACAGCAAGAGAUCUCAUCAGGAAUAUAGCACAUCAAGCCAAGGAUCUCAUUCAAGUGGGUCUUUUGGUGCAAACUUGCUGACAAUACCAAAGCAAAGAUCAUCUUCUAUGACAUUGACUCAUUAUAUGGGUCCCAGACGAGCAGGUGCUUCGCCUGGUCUGAGUCCUGUGGGUUCACCCAGUCAUGGAUCUGUCUCCAGCGGGGCUUUCAGCAACUGGUCACCUGUAGAAUUUCCUGAUACUGCUGAUUUCCUUACAAAACCAAGCAUUAAUAUACAUAAGCCUCCAGGAUACACAUCUAGCUCUCCAGAUUUUCAGCAGCCAGUUAAAACACCUGUAGGUUAUAUGUGUAGCAGCUGUGGACGUCAGAUACUCAAGCCUGUUCCAACACCAGAACCAGAAUCUGCAGAACACAGCGACAGAAAAUCAGGUGAAAUUGGAAGUGCUAAUGUUUCAAAAGAAUCUUUCCACCAUACAGACAAGAAAAAAGAUGAAAGGAAGGAAAUGAUCGAUCAAACACAAAAUAAUCUGCUUGUGGAGCAGAGUUAUACAUUAGAAACAAUGUUAUUAGACCAUGAUUCACUAAUGGAGAAGAUGAGCAACUGGAAUUUCCAAAUUUUUGACCUUGUAAAAGAAAUGGGAGAUCAGUCCGGAAGGAUCCUUAGCCAGGUAACUUAUACCUUGUUUCAAGACACUGGCUUGUUUGAAAUUUUCAAAAUUCCAUCUCAAGAAUUCAUGAAUUACUUCCGUGCACUAGAAAAUGGCUACAGAGAUAUUCCCUAUCACAACCGUAUACAUGCCACGGAUGUUCUCCAUGCAGUGUGGUAUCUGACAACACGGCCCAUUCCUGGAUUUCAGCAAAUUCACAAUGAGCAUAUAAUGGAAAAUGAAAUGGAGGAAACCAGUGGUAUUGCCCCUGCUCAAGUCAGCUAUAUUUCUUCAAAAAGUUGUCCUAUUGCUGAUGACAGUUAUGGUUGUUUGGCAUCAAACAUUCCUGCUUUGGAAUUGAUGGCUUUAUAUGUAGCAGCUGCCAUGCACGAUUAUGAUCAUCCUGGUCGUACAAAUGCUUUUCUAGUGGCCACAAAUGCACCUCAGGCUGUUCUCUACAAUGACAGAUCAGUCUUAGAAAAUCACCACGCUGCUUCUGCCUGGAAUCUUUUCUUAUCACGACCAGAAUACAACUUUUUAUCAAAUCUUGAUCAUGUAGAAUUCAAGCGUUUUCGAUUCUUAGUGAUUGAAGCAAUCCUUGCCACAGAUCUAAAGAAGCAUUUUGAUUUCCUUGCAGAAUUUAAUGCCAAGGUCAAUGAUCUCAACAGUAAUGGUAUAGAAUGGAGCAAUGAAAACGAUCGACUACUGGCCUGUCAAAUAUGCAUCAAACUGGCAGAUAUUAAUGGCCCAGCCAAAAUUAGAGAGCUGCAUCUGAAGUGGACAGAAGGCAUCGUUAAUGAAUUUUAUGAACAGGGUGAUGAGGAAGCAAGUCUUGGAUUACCUAUAAGCCCCUUCAUGGAUCGUUCUUCUCCACAGCUUGCUAAACUGCAAGAAUCUUUCAUCACUCACAUAGUUGGUCCCCUUUGUAACUCCUACAAUGCAGCAGGGUUGCUUCCAGGGCAGUGGGUUGAUGAAGAGGAGGAGGAUGCAGAAAGUACUGAAGAUGAUGAUGGUGCACAGUUAGAGAGCGAUGAUGAAGAAAUGGAAGAUGAUCUUAUUUUAAAAGUUCAAAGAAAAAAAGGUAGACGAAUAUUUUGCCAGCUAAUACACCAUCUCAGUGAAAAUCACAAAAUAUGGAAGAAAGUCAUUGAAGAGGAAGAAAAAACCAAAACCGAAGGAGCUAAACUGCUGACUGAAAUCUCAUCUUUACCUCAAGCAGACGAAAUUCAGGUUAUUGAGGAAGCUGAUGAAGAUGAUGAACGACAACUAGGAGAAGACAAGACGUGCUAAGAAAACUCCAGUGGUGUCCAGUAUGAUGACAGCCUACAUUUUUUUCCACUGUGCUGACUUUAGCCUGACACAGUUUGCAUAAAAUUGAAAGGCCUUAAUACUGUGAGAGGAUUCUUUUUACUCUAGUGGAAUCCCACUCCUAUGCACUUUCGCCACACAGAAUAUGAAACUUUAUUCAGAGAUUGAAUAUUGUAUACCCUGAUGCAAAGUUCUUUAUGCCUUAGUUGGUAUAAAAUAUCCUGAUAUAAUGCUGCCUUGCUGAAUAUGGAACUCUUCUUUUCCCUGAGGUACCUGCAGUUUUUAAAAACAUUCAGUGACUUCAAUUACCAAAGUGGCAAGAACUUUUCGCUAACCAGGAAACGCAGGAUGAAUCGUAAUAUUGUCUUGAGUUGCUUAUUUCAUGUUGUUUUUGAACAUGAAUGAGAAAAGGUCUGUGCCUAUAUGAAAACUAUGUUACUGUUGCAGUGCAAGCCUGUUGUGGGGUGUCUACUUAGUGCAGUAGUGUGCUUAAUGUAGUCAUCUCAGAGCAACUGUUCAAGGACUGUGACAUAAAUGCUGAAUUCUGAUAUUUGUGGUUUAAAAUAAGAAAAGAAGAUCCAGGUGCAUCUAUUUCUGAUGCUUUUUAUUAUUGUGCAUAAUCUGAUGUUUUAUUUUUGCAGAAAAUAUUCAGGUUUGCAGUGGAUGUUCAUGAUAAUUCAUUGAAUACAAGGCCAUUAUCAUCUGUUGCCUUGCUGUUUUGUGGUAGAACAUUAAAAACCUGUUCCGCUACUUAAA